Lepus europaeus (European hare) is the source of this 486-nucleotide messenger RNA. It is a transcript of the gene LY6G5C, whose product is annotated as lymphocyte antigen 6 family member G5C. The transcript is spliced from 4 exons. NCBI's taxonomy places the organism in Eukaryota, Metazoa, Chordata, Mammalia, Lagomorpha, Leporidae. The coding region runs from base 1 to 486 and encodes 161 amino acids. Gene Ontology annotation, cellular component: external side of plasma membrane. The record is from RefSeq and is a predicted model, not a curated record.
AUGCACUUGAUGGCGGGCCCUGCAGGGGGCUGGCGUCUGGGGCUCUGGGGCCUCAGCUGCACCUCUCAAGGCCCGAAUGUGAUUCUCCUAACGGUGCUGAUCAUGAUGAGCUUGAUGUGUGGUAAGUGUGUUGCUGCCAACCAGGAUUUGAAGCUCCCCAAGUACCUGCGCUGCUAUCGCUGCCUCUUGGAAACCAAGGAGUUGGGGUGUCUUCUGGGAUCUGACAUCUGCCUCGCCGCAGUUGGCAGCAGCUGCGUCACUCUCCACAUAAGGAACAGCAGCGGUUCCGACGUGAUGGUGAGUGACUGCCGGAGUAAGGAGCAGCUGAGUGACUGUACACACACCCGCCCUUCUUCCGUUUUUGGCUUCUGGAUAUAUGCUCAAUGCUGCUUCCUGGAUUUCUGCAAUAACCCCCAAAACAGAGACAACUUCCCAUUCUUCAUCCCACCCGCCUGCCUCCCUCAAGUCACCGGACCCAGUCCUUGA